AUGAAGUUCUCAAUACUUGCGCCCGGCCUUCUGGCAUGCCUCGCGCCCAUUGUAUCUGCGACGGCCCUCACAUAUAAACUCGGUGCAAACGAGAGAGCGUGCUUCUUUUCUAAUGUUGAGACUAAGGGCUCGAAGAUUGCCUUCUACUUCGCUGUCCAGACAGGAGGCUCCUUCGAUGUCGACUACGAGGUCCUAGGGCCAAUGCAUAAUGUCAUCUUGGACGGGCAGAAAGAGAGGCAAGGCGAUUUUGUGUUCACGGCGACGGAGGUUGGCGAAUACAGCUUCUGCUUCAAUAACAAGAUGAGCACAUAUACGGAAAAGUUUGUGGACUUUGAGAUUGCUGUGGAGAACGAGGCAGCGCGCGCAUCUCUACCGGCCAAGCAAGGCACAUCUCCCGAGCAAACGUCGGUACUGGAGGAGUCUAUCUUCAAGCUUUCCGGCCAACUCUCGACCAUUACCAGAAACCAGAAGUACUUCCGCACCAGAGAGAACCGCAACUUCAGCACAGUCCGCAGCACCGAGAGGAGAAUCUUCAACUUUAGCGUUAUGGAGAGCAUGAUGAUGGUGUGCAUGGCUGGCCUGCAGGUCUUUAUUGUCCGCUUCUUCUUCCAGGGCGCGAGAAAGGGGUACGUGUGA
Messenger RNA from Drepanopeziza brunnea f. sp. 'multigermtubi' MB_m1, 636 nucleotides. RefSeq lists its product as uncharacterized. Gene Ontology annotation, cellular component: COPII-coated ER to Golgi transport vesicle; endoplasmic reticulum; Golgi apparatus. NCBI's taxonomy places the organism in Eukaryota, Fungi, Ascomycota, Leotiomycetes, Helotiales, Drepanopezizaceae. Gene Ontology annotation, biological process: Golgi organization; protein retention in ER lumen; intracellular protein transport. The record is from RefSeq and is a predicted model, not a curated record.